Ipomoea triloba (trilobed morning glory) is the source of this 1462-nucleotide messenger RNA. Its product is annotated as zinc finger protein WIP2-like. The transcript has 2 exons. Gene Ontology annotation, molecular function: DNA-binding transcription factor activity. The record is from RefSeq and is a predicted model, not a curated record. Gene Ontology annotation, cellular component: nucleus. The coding region runs from base 163 to 1074 and encodes 303 amino acids. Gene Ontology annotation, biological process: anatomical structure development; regulation of gene expression. Lineage: Eukaryota; Viridiplantae; Streptophyta; Magnoliopsida; Solanales; Convolvulaceae.
AAUUCAUAUAUUCUCCUUAUUAUACGUGCUUCUCUCUCUCUCUCUCUAUAUCUCUCUACAUAUCUCUCUCCCUCUCUCACUAUAUAUAACUCAAACAGAAUCUUGAUUCAAUGUAGAAUAUAUACAGCAAGAAUUAGAAACUAAGAUCGAAAGUUGCAGACUAUGACAGAACCGUACUACAAUUUCUUCACUGGGCGCUACAACUUCUACCCUUCCGAGCCUCAGACCCACAGUUUUCCCACAAUUUCUUCUCUUAUGGCGUCCCCUCCGGCGGCCACUUCAGCGCCGCCGCUAAGGGAGGCGCUCCCUCUCCUCAACAACCUAAGCCUGAGAAGAGAGGAGGAAGAAGAAGAAGAAGAAGAGGCAUCGCUGCCAGCAUGCAGCGGCGGUGCAACAGAAAUGGAGGAUGAGGGGACUGUAGCCCUACGUAUAGGGCUGCCCUUCAGCCCUAGGGGUAACUGUAGAAGUGAUGAUGUUGUUUCAGGGCUGCCGUUGAUGAUGAGUGGACUAAUCAAAGGACAGUAUUGGAUCCCUACCCCUUCCCAGAUUCUCAUUGGCCCAACUCAGUUCUCUUGCCAUCUUUGCUUCAAAACUUUCAACAGAUACAACAAUCUUCAGAUGCAUAUGUGGGGGCAUGGAUCACAAUACAGGAAAGGGCCAGAAUCACUGAGGGGAUCCCAGCCAACAGCAAUGCUAAAGCUGCCAUGCUAUUGCUGCGCACCUGGUUGCAAGCACAACAUUGAUCACCCGAGAGCCAGGCCACUGAAAGACUUCAGAACCCUCCAAACACACUACAAGAGAAAGCACGGGGCGAAGGCGUUCAUGUGCAGGAAAUGCGGGAAGCCCUUGGCCGUGAAGGGCGACUGGCGGACGCACGAGAAGAACUGCGGCAAGAUCUGGUAUUGCAUCUGCGGCUCUGAUUUCAAGCACAAGAGAUCCCUCAAGGAUCACGUUAAGGCCUUUGGCGACGGCCAUGGCUUCCUAGAAUUGGAAGAGGAGGAGGAUGAGUUUGGGUCGGACGUGGAGCAAGGCAGGCCAGGGGCCGCCUCUUCUUCUCCGGUUUCUCCUGAUUAAUGAUACUGGUUCAAAUGCGGACAUUGCUUCCCGUGGUGCUGGUGAGAUUCACAAUCAGGUAUACAUGAAUACCAGAUCAUCAAUGCACCACACACACCAAAACAAUGCACUGCACCAUACUGCACUUAAUGGUGCAUUUUCGAACACUUUGUGAUGCAUUUAUGCGUUCCUAAUGGUGAGUGACUGCACUGUCUAUGGGAACUUGACCCAUGUAUACAUAAUGUUGAGAAUUUCACAUUGUUAAAAGUUUUGUGUCUCUUCCCAUUAUGUGUGGAUUAUUAUUAGAAGCAUAAUAUAAUUGUAUUAUGUUGAUGUACAUGAUUGUUUGUUUUCCAGGUAAGUGAUGUAAAUUAUUAAGAUUUGGGUUGCAAGCUAGUAUGGUUGAUCA